Messenger RNA from Pieris brassicae (large cabbage white), 10008 nucleotides. RefSeq names its product vesicular integral-membrane protein VIP36. The record is from RefSeq and is a predicted model, not a curated record. Gene Ontology annotation, biological process: Golgi organization; endoplasmic reticulum organization; endoplasmic reticulum to Golgi vesicle-mediated transport. Gene Ontology annotation, molecular function: D-mannose binding. NCBI's taxonomy places the organism in Eukaryota, Metazoa, Arthropoda, Insecta, Lepidoptera, Pieridae. Gene Ontology annotation, cellular component: endoplasmic reticulum-Golgi intermediate compartment; endoplasmic reticulum membrane; Golgi membrane. Bases 51 to 1034 code for a protein of 327 amino acids. The transcript has 9 exons.
UUUGGGUUUAUGCAGGUAAGCGGCUUAUUAUAGUGCCGAUUGUUUUUAAAAUGUCUAGUAAGAAGAGUUUUACUGGAAAAGUUAUAUUACUCUCUCUAUUCGUAUCUCCAAUACUAGCAGAAUGGAAUACACAAGAUUAUAUAAGGAGAGAGCAUUCUCUUACAAAGCCCUAUCAAGGAAGUGGUAUGGCGUUGCCGUACUGGGACUUUUUAGGUAGCACAAUUGUAACGUCUAAUUAUGUACGGCUCACUCCCGAUUUGCAAUCAAAAUCGGGAGCUAUAUGGAAUACACACCCAUGUCAGACAAGAAAUUGGGACUUGCAAGUACAAUUCAAAGUACAUGGCAAAGGCAAAGAUUUAUUUGGAGAUGGUUUUGUAAUCUGGUAUGUCAAAGACCGCAUGCAAAAUGGGCCUGUGUUUGGUAGCAAGGACUACUUUAGUGGUCUGGCUAUUGUCUUGGAUACCUACAGCAAUCACAAUGGUGCACACAAUCACCAGCACCCAUACAUCUCUGCUAUGGUGAAUAACGGGUCCAUGCAUUAUGACCAUGACAGAGAUGGAACUCAUACGCAAUUGGCAGGCUGUGAAGCUAAGUUCCGUAACUACAACCAAGAUACAUACAUUUCUAUUAUAUACAAGGAUGACACACUUGUAGUCUCAACAGACCUAGAGGGCAAAAAUGCUUGGAAAGAAUGCUUCCGGGUAGAGAACGUGUUGUUACCCACGGGGUACUACUUCGGCGCAUCCGCCACCACUGGGGACCUAAGCGACAACCAUGACAUCAUUGCCGUCAAGAUGUAUGAGCUUGACCUACUGGAGUCUCAAAACCAAAACGAGGAUCGAUCGCAAAUAAUCCCAUCAGCCGCGACUUUCGAUGCGCCGCGAGAGCACGUUGAAGAUGAAAAACCAGCCAUGUCAGGUGUUAAAACAUUCCUUUGGAUGAUGUUCGUGGCCAUCAUUAUCAUAGUGCUGGUUGUGUGUGGAAUUAUGUGGUAUCAAAAGAGGCAGGAGAACGCUCGGAAACGACUUUAUUGAUACUGUAACAAAUCGCCACUUUCGUUGAGUAAGAGGCAAUACAAUUUUAUUUUUCAAAAUUGCUGCCCUCUUAAUACUAUUUACUUGAUUCAACGUAGACUCAAUUAACAUAAUCAUAUACUUUUUAUAACUAAAUCUGUCUUCAAAUAACAUACAAUUUAGUUUUUUGUAUAACCUGAUUGGGAGUUUGGUGUCCCAUAUUUAAUCAACCGUAUACAUAUUAUAGUGUUAUUUUGACUAAAACCCGGGUAAGAGAUAAAUUCGGUAAAAAUAAUUAAUUCAGUGGCGAAAGGGUUUAGAUUUGGGUUAUAAGAAAUUGUUAAAUAAGGUUGGAAGGGUCUUGACCGAAGUUUCUUGAGGUCACUUUAUUUCCCAUUUCAAACGGAAACAUCUAUUAAGUGCUAUUGUUAAGUCAUGCGGUACGCGUUUGUAUACGUAGCAAGCAGUACUCUUCCAUCUUUAUUAACCGUUACGUGGUAAUAUGACGUCUCGAUAAUACUUUCAUAUAUAUGUAUUGGUACUAGUGCUGAUGUCCAACUGUCUAGACUACAAAAAAAUAUGUAACGCAUUUUUGGUCAUGCUACUUUGAUGGGAGAAAUGGCGGGCUGAUUCGCUUGCCUAUCGAAUUAAGAAAACAAAUUGUUCCAAACAUGUUGUUGAUUGUGGAAUUUUCUGGUAGUCUAACCUGUAAGCUUGUCGAUAUCCGAAAUAUUAAAAACAUGAAUAAUAAAUGGUACAUCAGAACUAGUAUUGAUAAAAGAACUUAACUCGAUUUACGAAUUAAGAGUUAUAUCAAUCAAAAGGUUGGCAAGUAAUUACUCAAGUCAAUGAUGUAGCAAAUUUGUCCUUAUGCUGUAGUUAUUUAUAUUAUAAUGUAUCAUUAUAAACAUACAGGUUUAUAUAAUUUAACACUGUUUUUGCUUUUUUUUUAUUUUAUUUAGAUGUAACCAUCAAUCUAUGUAAACAACAUUCUCAAUAUUUAAGAAAGUCACUUUUAUUUUUAUAAGAGAACCUUCACUGUAUUUUUGUUUAUAUUUAAAGCCAAAUUAAGUGUUAUAUAUUUAGUAGUAAUAGGGAACAAUUUAAAUGUUUAAUUAAUGAAAAUAAUGAAUUAGCGUAUGUUAAGCCGUCUAAAACAUAUAUCUGGUAAUAAGUACAAAUUUAUAUUUUAAAAUGUAUACAUACACAUAUACUCUUAGACCGGCUUCCAAACGCUUGUCAAGUGUUUUUCAUUUUAGUUCACGGCUUAUCAUAUUAAGCUAAUACAGUGGAAUCUCGAUAACUCGAAUGUAAAGGGAACUGGAAAAAAUACAAGUUAACGAGUUUUUGACUAACAAAAUCUUCGAGAUACAUAUUAUUUAAUUUUUCGACUUACAGAGGCGCAAUUUCUAAGUGCAUUUUUCGGUUUUAGUUCGAAUUUCGGGGAAGUAAGACGUCAUUAUAUUUUACUAACUACGACUUACGACUCCUUUUUGAAAUUCGACUUAUAGAGUAUAAAUAUGUAUUAUCAAUACUUCGUACUUUUGUUCGAGUUACAAAGUAUUAUAUAUAUUUAGGGAUUCAGCGGAGGGGAAUGGCAAUUUUUUCGACUUACUGAGGAUUUCUAGUUAUCGAGAUUCCACUGUAUAUAGAUUUGUGAUAAAAUUUAAAUAAUUACUAUGCAAUAAUUUAUCUAAGUUAAAUAUCAUAUCAAAUUUUGUGAAAAUAUAGUUUGCACACUACAAGCAUAACUCGGUCCGAUCAUAUGUCACCAACCUAUAAAACUCAAACUUAUGCUUGUGACAAUGUUAUAUUUAUUUACUAAUUUAGGAACUUUUCCAAACAAUGAUUAUUUGCUUUAGUGACAACAAUUAUAGUCAUCACAAUAUUAUCUAAAUAUUGGAACAAUUUCAAAUAAUUUUAUGUACUUUUUUUAUAUAAUGGCAAUGCCAGUUUCAAGUAAAAAUGCAUAGAUUACUACUAUUACUGUCAAAAAAAAAACUAUUGUAGCACUUUGUACCUCAUACACGAGAAAAGAAGUUUGAAGGAGGUUCUUGUCAGUGUCAGUGAAUUAUGUGUUAUAUUUGGCGCAACUGACUAAACAGUCUAAUCAAUUUUCUUUGUCCAUGUAAAUUCAUAAAAUCAUCUAUAGCAAUUUAAGUAUUCAUUUUCAUUUUUAAAAGCUUUUGACGUUGAUUUAGAAGAAAUUCAUUAUUCCUACAUUGCUCAACUAUUUUAUUGCGUAAAACCUGUUUAAUAAUCCCACUCUGAAUUACGGUUUAAUAAUAGACUAAAGAGUUUAUGUGAAUACCAUAGAGUGUUUGUGACCAUUUGUGAGUUCCUUUUGAUUUAUUUUAUUAUUGUAAACCUAAACAAAAAAGUGUAAUAUAAAGUUUUUAUUUAUUGAAAAACAACCAUAGAAUAAUUGUAUCUAAACAACCAAUAAUAUGUAGUUAUUGGUUUGUGGAUUCAGUUUUCGCACUUAGACUCUCAAUAGGUCCCGUUGGUCGUAAAGUCUUGGCUAACUAUGCCAACGCGUUGGAGCUAAUGCUCGACAUGGUGUUGGCAAGCGUCGGUAGUUGAUCAUUUGUGACCCGGAACCACCUUUUUGCCUCUACGCUUCGUAUUGAACCUUCCACGAUUGGGACCUUCCCGUAUACAAGAUAAUCCGCCGACUACAGAGUCUCAUCUUUAUUGAUGAUCAGACCUAGUUUAGUUGUCCCUCUCUCUACUGCAUCCAUGAUAUUCUUGUUCUCUCUAAUGAUUCCUGCUAUUGCCUCAAUUUUUUCUUAUAUCGCAUAUGACCUGAUUGUCUCCCUGAGCAAGCAAUGAAACCUUUGUGUUUCUAUUCAUGGAUUCUCUUCUUAUGACUAAGAGAUUUACCACACUCCAACCCUUAUGUCUCAGUCCUUCGAGCCCCCCUUGUUGACCUUCCCAACACACUGUCUGGUCCCCCUUGUUUUGUACUUUCCCAUUAACUACCCUCAUUAAAUCUGGUCUGUUAUUAUAGUAUACCAAACUUUUUUGGAAGAAUUCAUGGGUUCUCGAUAUAAGUGAUUCAAUUACGAGAAACUUAUUCGUGACUUUGAAUACAGGAUUGUUUGCCUCGUCCCUUUGGUGGUUGUUCCAUUUCGUAUAAUCUAUGUGGUUUGCAAUAUAGAUGGUCUCGUAGUCGUCGUUUCUCUGACCCGAUGAAUUAUCCAUAAGUUUCUUGAUGACUGCGUUUAAGUCAUCCGCCAUAGAAAGCCCUUUAAAUAAUGGAACAAAAUGAGUUUUAAUCAGAUACUUGGUGACAACGAAAUAUUCUCUUACCUCCCAAGUCAUUAGUGAGAAGAACCUCCCAUCCGGCUUCAUUUCUCGUUCUUUGGCCUUGAGUCCAAUUGCAAGGCUGUCCUCUUGUAAACCAAACUGGUCGAUUUGCUGGAGAAACUCAUUCCAAUUGGUCUCUUUCUUCUUUAAAAGAGUCUCUUGAACUUUCUUACUUGGAAUGGGAUUGUUUGGAUCAUUCCUGAUAUGAUUUAUCACCUCUCUUUUCUGCAUAGAAUGACUUUUGUCUGCAUAUAUUAUAGAAGGAUCUAUCAUAUCAGGAACGUUGAACACUUCUUCUGCAUAGAAUGACUUUUGUCUGCAUAUAUUAUAGAAGGAUCUAUCAUAUCAGGAACGUUGAACACUUCUUCAGGGGGAGUUUGUGCCAGUUGUCGCCAAAAUCAGUUAUUUGUUUUAGAGUGGGCCAGGUGUUGUUUAGAUUAUGGUCUCGUAAAGGUGCGUACGGAUAGCGCGUUCCUGUGUUACGCGUAGUUGGGAAACACUGUCCACGCGUACAUUGAUACGCGUACAGCUCCUGUAUGGACCGCCGCGAACCUGUACGCGAGGUCAAUCGAUCCAGUGCACCACCACUGCUGCGGUUAGUCAUUAUUCAACACAUUUUAAAUAAAAAAUGUAGAAACAAACGGAAACCUAGAUGGUGGAUGAAAAAAUUGUAUCGUGAAAGAUUACAGUGUGGAAAUAGGCUAAUGGAAGAUAUAAAUUAUGAAGAAAGUGGGGACAAACAUUUUGUGAGAAUGAGUUUGCAAGAUUUUGAAAUAAUUCUUGAAAAGGUUGAACCUAAAAUAAAAAAAUGAAUACUAAUUUUCGAGAAGCUAUUACAGCCAUAGAAAGGCUAUCCUUGACGUUAAGGUUCUUGGCCACCGGGGACUCAUAUACAAGUUUACAAUAUCUGUUUCGCAUAUCUAAACAGAGAGCUAUCCCACAAGAACCGGUGAAAUUCAUAAAGUUGAAUCAGUCUGAUAAUAUUUUCAUUAUUAAAACACGAAGAACACUCGUGUUUGCCGUCCAAAUGUAGCGUAGCCGGCCCCGUGCGUCCUCUGACGCGCGACAAAAAACCGACUGUCGAUCGGCUCGCGCUCGAGUUGGUGCCGAAUACGCGUACCAGGGUACGCACAAUCCGUACGCACCUUCAGGGAUGCGGAUCUGGAAGCUGGUCGGGAUUCACGUACCAUUGCUUUGUUUCUCAGAAUUGGAUUCUAACACAAUAAAUGCCAGAUCACUUGCUAAGACAUUAGCAUACCCUUCGUCAAUAUUCUUAUCCAUAUUUACUUGCUGUUCGACCUUUUUUAGACCCUCUAAGUAGGCGAUGAACGGGUGUCCCCAGUGUCUGAACGCUCCGAAGACUGUUAAUGCUAGGUCUACUGAAUCAAUCUGGAGUAUCACCCUACUAAGUUCAGUAAGACCGGGAGACUCCCCGGCUGUGUCAUUUAUGAUUGAUAGUACGUGUUCUUUAAAGUCCGGGAAUUCCGUGAUUAGGGGUCUGUAGGCACUUGCAAGCUCAGAUAUUCUAACAGUGCUGAUAGGUUCUAUUAGUUUAAUUGCUUUGUAUCCAGUGUUCCAAUGACGGGAAAGGAUCCUGUCUCCUAGUAAGUAUAUUUUGUUCAAAAUCUUCGUCAUCGGGACGAAAUUUAUUGUCUACUCGCUUAAUCAUCGAAAAUAAUGUCUGGAAUCGUGCUAUGAAAGUGUCCUUGCACAUUAUUAACAUAUUCCGAUCAAGUAUCAUCUUUUCUUCUAAAAAGAAACUGAAUCCUCCUACGACAAGGAUUCUUCCGAAAUUCGACGAGUGGUAAAUCAGACUUUGCGGGAAUUCCGAUGAAUGCCUUUUUCCCCCUCAAUUUUGAUGAUUCAGACCUCUCUGCAUCAUCUAAAGCAUUCAAUAUUAAUGUCGCAAUAUGAAGAUCUAAGAAAUACGCCCCCCACUUCUUGAUCGCGGUUGGAUAGCAGGCCUUGUUAGGAUUUUCUUGUUCUUUAUUGAGCCAUCCUGUAAUAAAAGCUCUCACAACUUCAAAGGUUUGAGAUGAGUCCUCCUGAGUCAGAUCUAGCAACUCGCUAAUCUUCCUAUCAUCCACUCGGUCAUUAGGCCCUUAGUCCCAAACCACUUCUGAAAUUCAGAUGUUGGAGAAAAUAUGGAAGUAUCAGGAACUGUUUUUUGAAUGACCUCUUUCCUGUUGUCAUUUGUUAAAAUAGCUGUUACACAUUAAGAAAAACACUUUUUAAACGGAUUAAAGCUAUGUAUUAUUAUUAAAACUUAUAGUUAUUUACAUAAUUUAAAAAAAUUCCGAUGUUUCGCGUACUUUUCAGCGUUCGUUCACCGUGACUACGCACGCUGAAAAGCUACAUACAAAAAAUACAUGUCUUUAAUCCGUUUAAAAAGUGUUUUUCUCUUUCCUGUUUCCAAAUGUUGAUAUUCCAAGACUUUCAAAACGGUUUUCCGCGAAGGUACUUUCUAAACUCCUCUACCUCAUCACUAAUUAGUGGCGAAUUAAGAGAAUAAUCUGAUAAAUACUCAGUCCUGUUCUCCCUAUAAAACUGAUCAUAUUCUUCAUCCGUAAUAGCUGACAAAUUGGUUGAAGAAGGAUUGAUGCUCUCGUCAUCUCCGAAAGUUGACAUUGUUAUGUGUGUUCUGGCUAGCUAAGCCAGCCUAACUCCUUCCAACAGCACUCAACAACAUAAGCGCCCUGGGUACUUCGCAGUCUUCACGGAGCGACCUCAUUGAUCCGAGGAUUUCUGCACGUUGUUUACGUGGGUGACUGAUUCCUCUGCGCUGAAACAGGCUGAAUAUGUAGUUAUUAACAUGUUCUAUUCCUAUGCGUUAUAUGUUUGUGUGUUACAAUAAAGUGUUUUUUAAUAUUAUAUAAAAUUCUAAUUUUGAUCUUUUUAACAUCACUAGAUUCAGAAGUUAAUGUUAAAUUUCAAUGAAACAGUCAAUAUUAAUCUUACAUCUGGGUCCAUGAGUUGUAAAAAAGAAGUAUUUUUUAAUGGCACUAAAACAUUAUUUUUUUAUUUUCACUUGAUCGUACCUAUUUCUAACCCUCAACUUGUUGCGUAGAUAAUAAUAAUUCAACGUAAACAGUUGUAAAACGAACGACAAUCACAAACGCACGGUGCGUUUUUUUUGUGUUCCAUCACAAAAACUGAUCAUAUUAUGUUGCGUGUCGGUUUAGACAUUCUGCUUCCGUCGUCCGUCAGGUUAAUUAUAUUUUUUAGGUUUAGGAGAAGUUAUGGGUUUUUCCAAUAAGGACUCGAUAACUUUUUUUCAAAAUAAAAUGAAAACCAUUUGAGAUAUUUCAAAAGCUUUAUUAUCCGGUUGAAGUACAUUGAAAACAUUUAUGAAUGGAAUAAAUGGCUCACUCGUUCUGUUACGCGGAAAUUGCUUGGGAUCUUUUAAAAAAAAGAUAAUAAUGAUUUCCACAUAAGUAUAUUAAGUUAGAUUAUAAUUCACAAAGAAAAUAGAAAAUAAAAUAAGAGCACGUAUUAGAGUUAGGAGAAGGACUCGUUUGAUGGGAAUGUAAGGUUGUUGAUGCAUGGGAAGAAAUGAUGACGAGGAUAUAGCACAGGGUAUGUCAGCAAUAUAGGAUGCAUAGAGGAGUUGUAACAGUUCGCUCGUAUGGCCCCAUUUUUCCAUGACUCGGCCACACAUUUCGCUUUCAAUGUAUGUAGGCUUUGAGCUCUUUCAACGUCGUCGGCUUAUUAACAUAGACCAAUGACUUGACGUAGCUCCAAAGAUUCUCUAAAGUGCGUGCGUGCGAUUUAAAGACUCUUUAAAUCGAUAUUAUAGUCGAGUCAAAAAGUAAAUAUUUGUAACAACAGGAAUGAAAAAACUGUCACAUGGUGUACAUUUUCUGGAAUAAAAGGAAAAUUUCUAUAACUUCAAAAAUACAUAACUAUGUCCCAAAUUUCGACUUGACGUCGACUUUUGGGACACCCUGUAUAAUAUGUUGUAUAUAUACUAAUGUUGUGACAACGACAAAUUAGUCGGACUUGACACUCCGGAUAUGACCCCAUCCGCUGCGCGCAGCGGGUAGAGACUGAGUCUCCCCGCGCGCCUGCAGCCCUCACCAAGGGCUAUAUGCCCGCCCCCGUACCGCCCUGUAUCAGCAGGGCGCGAAUAAAAACACCACCUGAAGGGGGCAUACGCCCCGAACAGGAUAAAACAUCCCCCUCGCGAGGGAGGGUGUAGCAUAGACCAACUGGAGACAAAUUAGUCGGAAAGGGGCUUCGACCUUACGAUCAAGAACAAUGAAGACGUAGCUUCGGCCUUUAAAGCUAUCAAAAUUCUCCAAGAAACAAGACCUGGCUGUAUGGACUAAAGUCCUUUGCCUUUCCCAUUAGGGAUAAAUUAAUAUCAUUAGUCAUUCUCAGUAGGUAACUUCCAUGUCAUAGUGACACAAGUGUUGUAAAGCUGACACUUGAUAUUUGACAAAUGCAUUUGCUAUAGGUACCAUGAACCGUGUACGCAACUUUAAAAAAUUGUUUUUAAAUUCUAACUUAAAAAAUAUUUAUUUAAACUUUACCUGUUAAUAAAAUCCCAGAUUUAAUUUGAUUACAAUAUAAUACUAUGUCAGACGAAGAUAAUGAGGAUUUACCUUCAAUAUUAUUUAAUGAUUAUCGUAAAAAGUCGGGUGACUUUUCUAUGCCCUCUGCUGAUAUAUUGGCAUCACAAAGAGCAAGAGAGCAAGAGUGUAUGCAAGAGCUUCAAGAUCUGAGGUCACAAUUUGAGAAACUGGAUUAUAAAGGCCAGUUAGUGAGGCAAGCAAGUAACUCAAGUGGCUCAGAAAGUGAAGCUUCACUAACUACAGCUGUUGAGGCACUACAUGUAGAGCAAUUUGUGCAGCAAGCUGUGCAUGCUCCAACUCCUAAUGCCUUGUUGCAUUCCUUGCUUGGUGCCCCUAUAUUGCAGCCCUACGACCUCUCCCUGCUAAACUACUCUGCACUUCUACUAGAAACUAAUGAUAAGGAGCUCAUUUUAAAUACUUUAAAUCAAAUAGUAUUAGAUAUCAGGCAGUGCAUAAAAAGAGGAAAUCAGAGUGAGAACUUGUUAGAAGAUGAAGAUACUAUAGUACUAUGUUGUUGGUUGUGUGCAUCCAGUAUUUGGAAUGGCCCUCAGCCUUGUGGCUCAAAUGCAGUGCUGUCAGAGCUGCUAAAGCUGGCAGCACCAAAUGUAGUAGAAACAGUAGCAGGCGCACUGACUACAGCACUGCAAGAACCUCAUGCUUUAGUGGAAGCCAGUGAUUCAGUAUGGGGACAUACUUUGGGACAGAGAUGCCUUGCUGGCCGCCUUCUGGCUGCUGCCAUGGAUGCACUAGCGCCUUGUAGUGACUCAGUUACCUCACCUUCCCUCACUGUAACCGUUGUGUGUGGACGACUAAGAUGUGUGUGGCGUGAACUAAAUGCAGAGGAACGCCAUGCCGCGCUUAUGGUGGCAGGACGGGUAGCGGUUCAUGCUGAGCCUGAAAUUGGUGAACUUAAGGCACUGCGGGAUCUGUUAGCCCUCUCUAUGCAAGCACCUGCCCUACCUUUGCGACAGUCCCCAGACUAUCUUCGGAUCCAAGUUGCGUCUUCAAGAUUACAGAUACUGUUUGAAGUGAACAACAUACCAUCAAUAGACUCUUAAGCCAUGGUAAUAUUAUUAAAAUAAUUGUUGAUCUUUAAUAAACUGAAGAUAGAU